Messenger RNA from Akanthomyces muscarius, 264 nucleotides. RefSeq lists its product as uncharacterized. The coding region runs from base 1 to 264 and encodes 87 amino acids. The record is from RefSeq and is a predicted model, not a curated record. The transcript has 2 exons. Lineage: Eukaryota; Fungi; Ascomycota; Sordariomycetes; Hypocreales; Cordycipitaceae.
AUGAAGUUUUGUGCGGUAACCCUGUUCAUCCUCCUUCAGGGACUUGCCCAAGCCCAGCCUGCACCGCCAUCACAGUGCACUUUUUCCUGUCCAGCGAUCAGCGAUGCGUCGACCAUUUGCGCCAUCAGCGUCGCUGACCUCAGCGUGAUGCGGCAGUUUACCGCCAACUGCAGCAUGAUUGCGUACAAUUGCGUCAACCCGGAGAAUAGAUUCCGAUUCGAGCACAAUGGUAAAUGUCAGGAUGUAAUGGGGAGCGGCAGUUAA